AUGGUAUUGUGUGACUUGUACAUCCAGAAGCUGAAGGCUGAUGACCCUAGCAAACAGAGCUUGAGUUUGAUAGCUGUCUCACAUUGCUUGGACACCAGAAGUGAAAUCAAAAUAACAAAUGUGGUAGAAAAGGAGAUGAGUCAUAUGCACAGGCUUGUGCAAAUGGAGAACUCGGGCUUGGUUAAUAUGAUUGUUGAUGACAAAUAUAAAGACCUAGGAAGGAUGGAUUGUUUGUUUCGUCGGGUACCCAAUGGGCUUGUUUUAAUCAGAGAUGCCAUGACUUCAUACAUUCAUGAUACAGGUAAGCAGCUAGUUACCGAUCAAGAAAGGCUAAAGGAUCCUGUGGAUUUUGUGCAACUUCUGUUGGAUUUAAAGGAUAAACAUGACAAGAUUAUCACUUCAGCAAUUAGCAAUGACAAGACUUUUGAAAAUGCAUUAAAUUCCUCUUUUGAAUAUUUCACCAAUCUGAAUUCUAGGUCUCCAGAGUUCAUCUCUUUGUUUGUAGAUGACAAGCUUCGAAAAGGUUUGAGGGGAGUUACUGAAGAGGAUUUGGAGCUGGCACUUGACAAGGUGAUGAUGCUCUUCCGUUACCUUCAAGAGAAACAUGUUUUUGACAAGUAUUACAAGCAAUACUUGGCCAAAAGGCUUCUUUCAGGGAAGCCCUGA
Durio zibethinus is the source of this 666-nucleotide messenger RNA. Lineage: Eukaryota; Viridiplantae; Streptophyta; Magnoliopsida; Malvales; Malvaceae. The record is from RefSeq and is a predicted model, not a curated record.